Aspergillus pseudonomiae is the source of this 982-nucleotide messenger RNA. RefSeq names its product PEX11 domain protein. The transcript is spliced from 3 exons. The record is from RefSeq and is a predicted model, not a curated record. Gene Ontology annotation, biological process: regulation of peroxisome size; peroxisome fission. Gene Ontology annotation, cellular component: peroxisomal membrane. The coding region runs from base 58 to 807 and encodes 249 amino acids. NCBI's taxonomy places the organism in Eukaryota, Fungi, Ascomycota, Eurotiomycetes, Eurotiales, Aspergillaceae.
UGUACCUCCACAACAUAUCCAAAAAGUGAUAAAGAAGACAAGAAAAAGAAAAAGAAAAUGGCAGUCAAACCGCUCACCCAAAAGCCCAAACCAAACCUCCUCCGCCAAUUUUCCAACUUCAUCUCCACAGUCACAGGCCUCGAGAAGACCUGCCGUCUCAUUCAAUCCUUCGCCCAAAUAGUAAUACAACUCAAUAUCCCCCCGGGGUCAACCACAACCGCGCAAUGGGAGACUGCCAUAUCGCAAAUCGCACUGACGAGACGGUUUUUCCGCUUCUUCGCGUUCAUCAAUUGCUUUAGCCAAGUGUAUGAGCUGCUUGGCGGGGCGCAGAGUCUAGGGUUGUUUAUGACCUUGGUUGAGAUUGGGAGGUGGAGUUGUUUGGGGCUGUAUCUGGUGCUGGAGGACUUGACUAUUCUCCACGCGUUGGGCGUCCACCCCGUCGCCUGGAAUACGCCUGUCCUGGUCGAAGCCUUCAAAUUCUGGUUCUAUUCUCUUGCAUUAUCCGUCUUCGGUGCUGUUUGCGGUUUACUAUUUACUUCCUCUUCACCUGCUAGUAAUAAGACCAGCAACAAUGAGAAAACGAAAGAGAACAAGAACGCCGAGAAGACGGCACCCAAUACCGACGAUUCUCAAGCCAAGGCCCAGAGAACUGCCCUCAUGAAGCGCAUCGUGGCCGACGGAUGCGAUCUCCUGAUUCCGGGGGUGUUCGUCGGCUGGAUGCAGAUUAGUGAUCUGAUGAUUAGCGUGACGAUGGUGAUCAGUACGGUUGUUUCUGGGGGAGACGCUUGGGUGAAGGCGCAGGAGUGAGUUAAGGUUUAAAAGGGGGGGGGUUGGCUAGAUAGUUAGAUUGCACAAGUCAUGGGUGGAUUGCUGGGUAUGAAGUGUGAUUUAUAUGGCUUGGUUUGAUAGAGGGUUGGUUAUAGAUAUAUAGAUGUCAUUUGGAAUGGCGGAUUGGUGAUUCGGGAUAGAGUGCGAAGUAAGC